Messenger RNA from Suillus clintonianus, 2811 nucleotides. RefSeq lists its product as uncharacterized. NCBI's taxonomy places the organism in Eukaryota, Fungi, Basidiomycota, Agaricomycetes, Boletales, Suillaceae. The transcript is spliced from 18 exons. The coding region runs from base 1 to 2811 and encodes 936 amino acids. The record is from RefSeq and is a predicted model, not a curated record.
AUGCCUCUUACUACCUGCUCUGGGCGCCAGCCAAAAGCACCACUUCGAGCCGAUCAUGUUUCCACCCAUACGUCUGAUGGCAACCAAGCACGUUCCCGCCCUGGUCCGAAGUCGGUCAACGCCAAUUUACCUCGCCCUCGGCCUAAGCCUCGUGCCUUGGCAAGGCGCUCAUUCGUCAGGAACAAGUCCAGUGGCGCGAGUGAGGAUCCCGAGGCCCAGUUACCUGACAAUGGCACAGAUAAUGAAACACCGCUAGCUAGUCUCGAGGACGACGGUGCUGUUCUCGACAAUGAGAGUGACACAGUUCUAUCCAAUGGUAAAUGUAAUGAUCCUGCAGCGACGAAUGAAAGGGAGACAACAGCCGCUCCGUCCGACAGUGAAAUUGGCAAUCCCGCAGCGACAAAUGAACCAGAUGAGACUGGGGGUGAUUUUUUCUUCAAACAUCUUAUGUCCGACGGUGAGCACAGCAGUACCGUAGCAACGAACAACCGGGUCAAUCCUGCAGUUCCGUCUUCGAAUGAAGCGAAUGAACGCGAUGGUAAUGCAGCGGUGAAUGAAAGGGGCAUGGAUGCAUCUCCAUCCAACGGUGACAGCGUGAUCCAAACAAACGAAGGGGAGAAAACCGCAGUCACUCGCCCGCGCAGAUCCGGUGCUCAAAAGUCGUACAUUCUUUCCCACGAGGGGAAAUCCUCAGAGAGCUCUGGUUCUGAUAGCGACUGGGCUGAAACAGAAGAGAAACGAAAGAAGGCAGAGUGCCGUGCAGACCCCAUGAGGUCCCCAAGACUGUCUGCAGAGGGACAGCAGAAGGGAAUGGCAGAGGCAGAGGCAGAUGACCCUGAGGAUGAUUCCGAGGGCUGCGACGAAGAAGACAAGCUUGAAGACGGGGACGAGACCACACGUAAAGCGGGCAGGCUAUCUAAGGAAGCCAUUUUGGCAGUACAUGAUUUUGGGAAGAGGGUCCAGGCGGAAGCGACCGAAAUUGGCAAACGGUUUGGGAAACAUCGGCAGGUCAUUCUGAUGGAGGCAGGAUUAGCGAGGAAAGCAACUCGCAAGGAGUCCAUUUGGAAUCAGCAUCAAGCCUGGUUUAAAACUGUGCUGCACCCGUCCAAAGCAGCGAGCUUGCAGGCAUGGAAAGCCAAGCAAGCUGAGCAUUAUCAUGCCCACUCAUACAAGGACCCUAAGAACGCGGCUCUCUGGAAGCAAAUCCGAGAGCAUUUUGAUCACGCGAUUGCUAGUCCUGACGAUCUAUCCUCUCGCGAGUCGUGCAGUCUUAUGAUGGCAGUCCGUGAAAUGUUUGCGAAAUUGGCUUUGUACUGGCACUGCACAUAUGGAAUUCAUGUCGCUGGUAUUGUGAUCUAUCCAGGGGAUGAGGAAUCUGGCCGCCAGGCAUCCGGCUUUUUUGCGGGCUCAGAUAUUGUGAAGGCCCUCAUUGACGCUCAACGAGUAGAUGCCAAGCAUAUGAUAGAUGAGAUCACGACAAUCCUUAAGUACAAGGACUUAGAAGCUGCACAAGCAGCUGGCAAGAAUAUUAAAUUUCUUCCGCCGCCUGCCCCAGCCCCCAAUGCCUCGCUUCUACGCAACGGUAAAUCCGACAGGGAUAGAAAUCACAUGGUUGCACCUGUGGUUAUCAGCGAAGCAUUCGCUGAUGCUGGUCAUGCGCUAAAGACUUCGAAUAGCAGGUGGAUGACAAUGCUUGACGUCCUGUACUCGACAAGGUUAUGCAUCCAUGACUGGCCCGCAGGAGUUCCGCCCCCUGGCCCUGAUUUUGACCUCAAAUCACUGUCCGCAAGUCAGUUACGCGCCCUUGUGGGUCCGUAUUUGAGGAUCCAUCUUGGUGAUACGUAUGAGGCUGAGUUGGGCCGAGAUGAGGAUGAGGAUGAUACCGAUGCAGAGAAAGCUAAGAUGGCCAAGCGGAAAGGCAAGUCCAAGAAGUCUGAUGAGCAUCGACGGACAAAGGGUGCUGUUGUGGAGGUGCCCGAUGUUCUCUUAUCUAUCCAGGAUUGGAGUCCUCUUCAGGUGCAGGAUCUCAUCUCGUACACUGGCGAGGUGUACACAAUUCCUCUGGUCAUUGAUACAGAUGGUGUCAUCUUACGUCGUCUCAAAGAUUCAGAAAAAUUUAUCAAGGACCUCCCUCCCCACGUUACUCGCAAGCAAAUAGGCAAGACGAUUCGUGAUGAGUAUCCGACCUCAGAUGCAAGUGCAGAGCACUCGUUCCCAGAAGAUUCGCAUCCUAAUUUACGGACCAACUCGAGAGCGCACUCAUACCAGCAGGUUUCGUGUCCUCGUGUUACGGCUCCACGCGCCAACUCCGGGGCUCCACGCUCUAAUCAUGGGGCUACGCGCCCCCCCAACUCUGGGGCUACGCGCUCAAACCAAGGGGCUUCGCGCCCUACUGCUGGGGCUUCGCGCUCCCUUGCUGGGGCUUCGCGCUCCGCUGCUGGGGCUUCGCGCCCCAAUCAACUUGUCGCUAGGCACACGGACUAUGAUGAUCUCGCUGACUACAAUGACCUCCCAGCCGAUUAUGACAGUCUCCCACCAUCAUCUCCUUUUUCACCUGCCACGCCUCGAGGUUCAAAUGUAGCCCAUGGACGAUCCCAGUACAACCGCCUGCGUGAAGACAUCCGCCAUUCAUUCGCCCCCAAGCCAGACAUUCGGAAACGACCUCGUGGUGAUUAUGAAACUAUCAGUGAGGCCGACGACAUCGAGACUGACAUGGUGGAUGAUAGGCGUCGGGCCAGGACGCACGACAGAACAAGCAUGGAUCAAAGGUCCACUGUUGGUCAUCAUGCUAAUGGAUCACCAUUCACUUAG